AUGGCAGCAUACCUCUCGGCAGCAGUGUCGGCCUCUCAGCUGUUUGCACGCUCAAACUUGUCGACCAAUUAUGUCAGCCAAUCCGGUAGCGCAGCCGACAGGGCAGAGUACAUCGGCCUCUGGCGAGUCUCACGAGCACGACACAGCCGCACGGGAGCAGAAGUCUCCAUAUGGGAAUAUGACAAGUCCUCUGGCGCGGUCAGAUCAUCGCAUGCCUCAUCGGCGUACAAAGGUAAAGCUCGUGCUCUCGAGCUCAUUGGCGAUACGAUGAGGAAGGAUGCUUCGAGUAUCACCCGCUUGAGACAUCCUUGUGUGCUCGAGAUGGUUGAGCAAGUCGAAGAGACCAACAAACUCAUCACUUUCGCGACUGAACCAAUCACUUCAUCUCUUCGCACUGCGCUCGAGCGACAAUCUCCAAGCAAAGCAGGCACUCACCCUGUCAGCGCAGACGGACUCGAUGAAGUAGACGUACAGAAAGGUCUCGCGUCGGUCGGCAAAGGCCUGCAAUUUUUGCACGAGCAAGCGCGACUCGUCCAUGGCAAUCUGACACCGGACGCUAUCGUCAUCAAUGUCAAAGGCGACUGGAAGCUCUGUGGCUUCGGUCUCUCUGUCUCAAUAGCGAGCGACAAUGCGGCGCAGUACGCUUUGCCGGCGUAUGAUGACCGGUUACCGAGUGUGCUCCAGCGCAACCUUGAUUAUCUCGCGCCCGAGCUCGCACUGGAUGCGCAGAUGGGCCCCAAAUCGGAUAUGUACGCCCUUGGCUGCAUACUCUUUGCAACAUGUACCGCCGGUGCUCCACCCGUUCGCAAUCUGAAUAGUGUGACCCGGCUUCGACAGAAUGCGAAUGAAGUCCAUCGGCUGCGCUCAACCUGGUCUGGGCUAGAUGCAGCUAUACAGGACGUACUAGGCCAGCUCCUCACCCGAUCGCCCACAUCACGUUUGACCGCUGCUGCCUUUCAGACUUCUGGCUACUUCAAUUCACUCUUAGUCUCGACGCUUCGAUUCUUGGAUCGCGAUUCAUUCAACGCCAAGGCCAAAGAAGAGCAAAUCUCCUUUAUGCGUGGUCUGCUGACGAUUCUCCCUCGCUUCAGCGAUAAGACGAUCAGACAACGCAUCUUACCCAGUCUGCUCGAAGAGACACGCAAGACUAGCUUGAUUCCUGUCCUGCUGCCCAACAUCUUCUAUAUCGCCAAUCGAAUGACGGCAGAAGAAUUCCAGUCGGAUUGUCUACCGUUGCUCAUGCCGCUCUUCACCGCCAGAGACGCCUCACAGACCAGCCUGCUCGCCUUUCUCGAUCAUCUCGAAAUGCUACAGAGCAAAUGUACUCCUGAGGUUUUCAGAUCGGAUAUCAUGCCUAUUCUAUACGGCUGUCUCCAAUCUGAAGACGUCACAGUCCUGCAGCAAGCGCUACGUAUCGUGCCAAAGCUAUCGGAAUCGCUCGAGUACACUGAAGUCAAGCAAGUCUUGUUCCCUCGCAUUACGACCGUGUUUAGCAAGACGACCUUGCUCGCAGUCAAAGUUGCCACUCUCAUAUGCUUUCACGCAAUGGUCACAACGCUCGAUAAGUGGACGCUGACGGAGCGUCUCGUACCUUUGCUGGCAAAGAUCAAGACCAAAGAGCCCGCUGUUAUCGUGGCCACGCUGGCAGUCUAUGAAAAGAUGGGCGACAAAUGCGAGAUCAACUCUGUCGCUACCCUCAUCCUGCCUCAGCUCUGGGCAAUGAGCGUCAAUCCGCAGCUGAGCACAGAUCAAUUUCGCAACUUUCUGCGCGUCAUCACCAGGCUCGGAGAGCGAGUCGAGAAAGAACAUCUGCAAGUUCUGCUCGAAUCGCGACCCAAUGAGCAGUCGAGUCUUCAUCAGAACGGCACAGAUAACGCUAUCUUUGCAAGCAGCAGUGGCGAGCUCGACUUUGAAACGCUGGUACGGGGAAUGGCUUCGACGAGCUUGUCGAAUGGCAAAUCUGUCGCUGCCGAUCCCUGGGACACUCCGACGGAUUCACCUAAUCUAUCUUCUCCUGCGACCGGCGUGCCCAACUAUUUUGCGCCGACGCCCAUGGUUCCGCAGAUGAGUCAGGAGCGUAUCGCGCCAACGCGACAGACUGCAUCUCGAACCGCACGCACAACCGCCACGCGGCCACUCGCUACACGACUUCCGGCUAGCUCAUUCGAUACGUCCUCCUUCGAUACGGUACAGCCGGAUGUCAACAAGGAUUCAUUCAGCAAUCUCGCUUAUGUGCCGCCCAAGAUCGCUGCGCAAUCGCCCUGGGCAACGGUCCACUCUCCUCGCGAGAGCAUGUCGUUCCCUAUCGCUGCGCCUGCGCCUGCACCUGCGCCUCAAAAUGGACUGCUCAAGCCCAUGCAACCCAAAAAAGUCAUUGUGGAGAGCAACACGAGCUCGUGGGCAGAUCUCGAUCCUUUUGCAACAAACAACGAGUGGGCAUCCUGA
Mixia osmundae IAM 14324 is the source of this 2445-nucleotide messenger RNA. RefSeq lists its product as uncharacterized. The coding region runs from base 1 to 2445 and encodes 814 amino acids. The record is from RefSeq and is a predicted model, not a curated record. Gene Ontology annotation, molecular function: protein kinase activity; ATP binding. Lineage: Eukaryota; Fungi; Basidiomycota; Mixiomycetes; Mixiales; Mixiaceae. The transcript has 2 exons. Gene Ontology annotation, biological process: protein phosphorylation.